AUGUACUCUCAUUCGUUUCUUGGUCUCUUGACCUCUUGUCUUUCUUUAUGUUCUGUUUCUCUCGCUAUCCCUACCGAGCGUCGUGCCGCCAACGUCAGCUCUGUCGAUGUCCAGACUUAUAUUAACCUCAACGGUGCCGCCCACGGCGAGAAGACCAAGUCUCUGACAGCCGACGGCUACCGGAUGAUCUCUUUGAGCGCUUACGGAACAGCCCCGAAUGCAAACUACGCCGCCGUCUGGAUUAAGAGGGACGGAAACCCCUUUGAAGCAAUCUACGAUGCUGACGAAACAACAUACAAUGCCUGGUUCGAUUCAUGGAAAUCCAAGGGCUACGUCUCCACGCACGUCUCCGCCACAGGACCGGCCGGCAGCGCCGUCUUCGCUGGAGUCAUGGAGAAGGCCAACGUCACGAACUGGGCUCAGCUCUGUGACAUUACCAAUCCUUACGCCUACUACAACGCCACGCUAGGCAUCCCGAUGCUCAUCAAAGACUUCCGCAUGUACGGCACCCCCUCCGACCGCCGAUACUGCAUCCUUGGCCACGAGAACAUUGGCAACCAGCUCGCCACUAUCUAUCCCAGCACGAACUACACUAUUGAUUAUCCCGAAGUCUAUGCCAGCGAGCUUGGGAAGCGCUUCUGGAGACCCUCCCGUUUGUUUCUCUCCGAUGACCUUGUCAUUACGCCGCAGUUCGUAGACAAUGAGGUCGGCAAGUGGGUGGCUAAGGACAACCUCACUGCUGCUGAGUUGUCUGCUGAGAUUGAGACGCAAAAGACGAAGGGCCUGUACCCAAUCGAUCUUCAUGGCGGCGUCUCCGGAACCGACACUCGUUUCACCGUUAUCUUUGCUGAGAAGGACAUUCCCGAGCCCCGUAAGUGGGCAGCUACGGGAAAUUUCACUGGCUUCAAGGACAACGAGGCUGCACUGGCUGAUUUCGACACGACCAUGAAGACAUGGAUGCAGAAGAACGGUGUGCGCCAGGCCCAGAUUGCCGUUGCACUUAACAGCUCCGUCAUCGCGGAGCGCAGCUACACAUGGGCAGAGAGUAACCGUGCCGUCGUCAAGCCGGACGACAUCUUCCUUCUUGCCAGUGUUAGCAAGAUCUUCCUCCACGCCGCCGUCUUCAACCUCAUCGAGGCUGGCAAACUCAACUACUCAACCCCUGUCUACCCACUCCUCGGCUACAAGCCCACAGAGGAACGAGCGAACGAAAUCACCAUCGAUCACCUCCUGCGACACUCCGCCGGCUACGACCGUGCCAAGUCAGGAGACGUAGCCUUCUUGUUCCGCGACAUUGCCUAUAAGCUCUUCAACGGCAGUCGCGCCGCAACACUGCGUGACAUGAUCGAAUACCAAAUCACCCAACCCCUCGACUUCGCCCCCGGAUCAAGCUACGCAUACUCCAACUACGGCACCAUGCUGGCAAGCUACGUCGUGAGCAACGUCACCGGUAUGCCAUACCUCGACUUCCUCAAGGAGAACAUCUUUGACGGCCUCGACGUGAGGCUGUACGAGACCGCCGCCGAGAAGCAUGCCGACGACCGCAUCGUCCAGGAGACCCAGUACUUGGGCUACGACCCCGUCCACCCGCAGUCAUUCCACCGCGUUCCCGGUCCCCACGGCGGUGACGGAGCCAUCAAGGAGGAGAGCAUCGGCGGGUUCUCGCUUGCGGCGAGCGCGAGCACCGUUGCCAAGUUCAUUGGCACCCACGCCGUGGCCGGCACUGGCGGUCGUGCGGUCUACUCGGAGCGUGACGGUACGGUCGUGGGCGCGCGUGCGUUUGCCGCGAGCCGGCCUGAUCUUGACUGGGCCCUGACGCUCAACACGCGGGAAUACAUUUCCGAGGCCGAGUUUGACGACCUGAGAUACUGGAAGAUACCGCGUGUUUUUGAGGACCAUGCCGCGGUCUUGUGA
Molecule: messenger RNA, 1914 nt
Organism: Colletotrichum truncatum
Lineage: Eukaryota; Fungi; Ascomycota; Sordariomycetes; Glomerellales; Glomerellaceae
Product: beta-lactamase
Source: RefSeq, a predicted model, not a curated record